AUGGUUUUUGGUAGACGCAAGAACAGAUCCGUGGAUCUGUCGUUGCAGGACAGCAAUUACCAGCCCUUCCCAAAUCCCAACUCCCUAAAGCCACAACCGUCUACGGGAGGACAAAACACGCCAAAAAAAACACCGCCUUCCCUGCCGCCUCAAUCGCGGCCGCGGCCUAUUCCUCCUCCUCCAGCAGCCCAGAAGCCCACGAUUAUCAAUAAUUACUACUAUGUAUCGCCGCCACCACAACCAGGAAACGUUGCGCCUCCACAGCCCCAGCAAAUCCCACAUCCCUAUUUGAGUCCUCGGUCUUCACUCACGAGGGCGUCCCUGGAAAACAGACCUUCGUCGCACUCCUCCCACGCGCAACGUCCGCCCUUGCUGGCAAAGGCCCCCAGCACGUCGUCUGAGGAGUCCGAGAUCUAUUCUUCGCCAUCAUUGGCCCGUCUCGACCUACAUCCUCGGCUGCCCCACAUCGACCUCGACGACCCAGUGCCCGACCCGCAAGUACCUAAUCUGUUGAGCCUGCUCUCGCGCAUGGGUCCAGACUCGAUCUCUGUUCAUAAUCAGCAACUUUACGACGCAUUCUCACGGUUUGACAAGGACUCCAUUGAUUACGAAGAUUUGCGACAGCUGCUCAUCAAUCCAGAAGGAACAUAUUUCAGAUCUGACAGUGCCAGACGUCUCUGUAACACGUUUGUGUCCACCACCUCUGAGUUGGAGUUUCGAGAUUUCAUCAGAUUGUGCAAAUUCCUCAAAGGAUGCUACGAUUCAUUCAAAUAUCACGACUCGGAUAAGUCAUGCUAUUUAGAGCCGGCAGAGUUCGCCAAGUCGCUCAGAUACAACCAGAUUUCGUGUCCGGACAGUCUGCUGCAGCAGAUAUACAGGAACUCGCCCAACCUGAACCUCGAAGCCUACGUUCUUGCAGUGAUCCUGAUCCGCAAGCACGAGCGCGAGCACCUCUACACCAGAUAGCAUAAAAAGUUUUCAGCUGCGAAAAAAAAACUUCACCUUUUCCAUGAGUGUAAGUACUUUUUGAAAGCAGCAUAUGAUGAAUACCUGUUAUUAUUACUUUUCUUUCUGGCAUCUCUAAUGUUAGAGCUUCCGGCUCGAUGAAUAUAACCCUUGACACCUAUCUGAAGCUGCGUUUUCCAAAAGUUGACUAACAUGUUAGAGCUACGGUUUCCACAACUUGCCAGAUCCUCUGGGAGCAAACGUGAUUUUCCUGUAAUCCUGUGUUUUCACCAUGCCCGGCUUUUCGUUCGCUGCUUUUGGCAGGUCGAUGGAGGUUGGCUGUUCCAGAAACGCUUGCAUCUGGUUCAUGCUCAGUACUUUGAACCCGAAACACCGGAGCCAUGUAGUAGUGAUAGGGUCCUCGCAAACGAGCACCCAGUCGAUUCUCGACUUGGGUUUCCGCUUCUUAUUUUCGACGUACUGUUUUUGAAUGCACGAGCGGAUCAGGUACCUUAGUCGAGGAGGGACCUUGGCCUUUUCAUGCUGAUUGGUAUUUUUUGUAAUGUCCUCCUGCUGUUCGAACGCCGUGUUCAACGAGCGCAUAGCCUUGUUCCGAGGCUCUUGAUAUAGUCCGUAGCCGCUAGCCACUGCCGGUAUCUCUCGUACCAAGGGUGUGCGUUGUCUGUAGCUUGAAGCUUUUUUCCAGUCUGGGCCUGCUUCUUCUGGAGAUUCCAGCAGAAACUGCGAAUUACGCGGAUUUUGGGUAUCGGCGGGGUCUUCGGAUAUUGCCGCGUCAAUCACUCUAAUGCUUUCCCGGGCAUUUCGGGCAACAACAGGAUUGAUCGAGCGUUUGAGGAAGUCAAGUUCUCUCAGUGUAUAGUUGGGAACAAAAACCGUAAGGGAGUACUCUGUCUGCCACUUACUGAGUCUCGAGAUUCCUCCGUACACCAACGAGCUUGGAUCAACAAUGAUGUGGUGUCGUAUUUGGUUGGUUAGCUUGUCAUUGCUUGACAUUCCAC
Molecule: messenger RNA, 1964 nt
Organism: Ogataea polymorpha
Lineage: Eukaryota; Fungi; Ascomycota; Pichiomycetes; Pichiales; Pichiaceae
Exons: 2
Coding region: 1-966 (321 amino acids)
Source: RefSeq, a predicted model, not a curated record